AUGAGACCAUCUCCCAGGGCUGUGUACACCUCGCCUUCUCACCCCGAACUAAUCGAGUUCACUCCCGGCGAUGGCCCCCACUCCACUCAAGGGAAGACGACGCAAAUCUCAGAUGUGGUAAUUCGUGCUGGGGGGCAAGACAGGGAUCGACCCACUCAUGCUCUGGAUACGUAUUUGGGGUCUUUGCGGGCUGAGCUUACCACCCUCCAGGAUAAAAUCAAUGAGUUUUUAACCGAACGCAUGGCUGAAGCUAAACUGCAUGGGACCGAUAGCAUUGAUGAAAUAGAACGCAAACUCCUUGAUGAAGGUCACGAUGAGGAUUCUGAUUAG
Diutina rugosa is the source of this 330-nucleotide messenger RNA. RefSeq names its product chromatin DNA-binding EKC/KEOPS complex subunit. The record is from RefSeq and is a predicted model, not a curated record. Bases 1 to 330 code for a protein of 109 amino acids. NCBI's taxonomy places the organism in Eukaryota, Fungi, Ascomycota, Pichiomycetes, Serinales, Debaryomycetaceae. The transcript has a single exon.